AUUGCUGGGUAAUUAUUUACUCGGCUCACAUUCUCUUCUCCAAAUUGUCAGUGCUCAGUAUUAUCGGCAAUUUAGUUGCAGAAUCCCAUUUCUCUCUCCCCUUUCAGUCCAUCCGCGCCGUUCACCUUCCUAGUAUCUGCUAUUCACCCCGUAAUCUUCUCUGCUCUUGCCAAUAGCAUACGGUUGAUCACUUCUUCUUGCUGACCAAUUCUCGUGUAACAGUGUGUCACUCUUGCUACUCCUGCUCGUGUAUUUCAAUCCUAGAGAAUAAGGUCUGUUAUUGAAAUUAUCUUCCCAGUUGAGGAAGGAAUACAUUUGGGUGGUUUCAUUCUCCGGCUGUUCUGGAGUGCUUAUCGAAUAUAUUGAGGGCCCUACGGAUGGGUUCCUGCUGGUCUUCUGAGAGCAGCAGGAGCCCCCUCCGGACGGGUUCUCCUAUUGGGAUUCAGAAGAGGAAGAACUUUAAGAAGAGGAGAUCGGCUUCUCGGAAUUCUUCCUUUGACCAUAGGCGGGAGGAACACUUACAUCGGGUCUCAGGUCGUCGGUUCUUGAAUGGAUCCAAUGAGGUCGCUGCCCUCUUCACUCAGCAGGGAAAGAAAGGAACUAAUCAAGAUGCAAUGGUUGUUUGGGAGAAUUUUGGGUCAAGAACAGAUACAGUAUUUUGUGGUGUUUUUGAUGGGCAUGGUCCUCAUGGUCAUAUGGUAGCGAAGAGAGUUAGAGAUUCACUUCCCUUGAAAUUGAGUGCUCACUGGGAAGUCAAUAUUAAAAGUGAGGAUGUUCUUAGAGAGCUCAAUCUGAAUUCGGUCGGUAGUCUUAACUCUCUGGACUCUUCAUUCCUAGCUGUCGAUGAUCUCCCAAGGGCUUCUACUGACAUUGAAGAAACCGAAAAGCACCCAGAUAUCUUUCAGACUUUGAAGGAAUCUUUCUUAAAGGCUUUUAAGGUCAUGGAUAGGGAACUAAGGUCCAUUACGAACAUAGAUUGCUUCUGUAGUGGAACUACUGCUGUUACUCUUGUGAAACAGGGCCGGGAUCUUGUAAUUGGGAAUAUUGGAGACUCUAGAGCUGUACUGGGGACAAGAAAUAACAACAAUUCUCUAACUGCAGUGCAGUUGACUGUGGAUCUUAAACCGAAUCUUCCAGUGGAAGCAGAGAGGAUCAAAAAAUGUAAGGGACGUGUUUUCGCCCUUCGAGACGAACCAGGCGUACACAGAGUGUGGCUGCCAAAUGCUGACUCUCCUGGCCUUGCCAUGGCACGUGCUUUUGGCGACUUUUGUCUCAAAGAUUUUGGUCUCAUCUCUGUCCCAGAAGUUUCAUAUAGGCGCUUGACUGAGAAAGAUGAGUUUGUUGUCUUGGCUACUGAUGGGAUAUGGGAUGUUCUCUCUAAUGAAGAGGUAGUGAAGACGGUGGGGUCAUCAACACGUUCAUCUGCAGCAAAAGUGCUGGUUGAAACCGCUGUCAGGUCGUGGAGGACCAAAUACCCUAAUUCCAAAGUGGAUGAUUGUGCCGUUGUUUGCCUCUUUCUUGAUUCAGACGAUGCAUCUCCCAUUGCAAUCAAACAUAAUGAAAUCACCGAUGAGAAGAAGGCAUUUAAUGCCGCUGCAUCUAUUCCAAAGGAGGUACAACUAUCAGAAGAAGAUGAAGGGGAAGAAGAUUUUGGGGAGGAAGAUCGCGAGGUGAAUGAGGAUGACGAGGAGGAAGUGGAUGCGAUAGAGUGGUCUGCACUUGAAGGGGUGUCUCGUGUGAACACCCUGGUGACCUUGCCCAGGUUUGAGGUGCCAGCCGGGAAGGAGGACAAGAAGAAGAAGCAAUAAAGUAGAGAGGACUCUGUGCCUAAGUACUCAAACCAAUUUGGUUCUUUUAUUUUGGUUUCUCUCACGUUAUAUCUCUGGGGAUAGUUUUGUUAUAAUUGCUCGACAUGGGGGGUGUAGGACUACAUUCAUUAUAUGCACUACUAGGGUGGGGAGGGGGAUGCCGGGCUAUAUUAGCGUGUCUGGGGUCAUGGUUUUUUCUCUUAUUUGAUUAUGAAGUGGAAUUUUGCUAAAUAUACAACUUGAUACCCUUGGGGAAAUGGGGAUUGUGUAAUUUGGACCAACAAUUUAUUGUUCAGCUUUCUGUUUUUUUUUCCUCAUUACUUUGAUAGUCCACAUUUAUUUAUGGUUAUCUUGCUUCGUUUUCAAGAAUGUUUUAUUGUUGGGUUUUCAAGAUUAUGUGUAAUUGGAAUGGACAUGAAUAUCUUAUUCUGCAUUACUUUUGGGGUA
Messenger RNA from Cuscuta europaea, 2255 nucleotides. The record is from the annotation of a GenBank genome assembly. NCBI's taxonomy places the organism in Eukaryota, Viridiplantae, Streptophyta, Magnoliopsida, Solanales, Convolvulaceae.